CGACGCAAGGUUGCCUUGAGCCGUGACAUACUGGCUGCUCUAAGGUCAUGUCAAGUGUCUUUUACAGCAGUCGCCGCGAUUUUCUGCAGCCUUAAGUCGCGAUCAAGAAGAAUGUGGCGGUCAUGGACAGGAAGGCGCUACUCUUCCCGUGCGGCCUUAUUCUAGCAUCGAGUUACCUUUCCACCGCCUCGCCUGUCGGCUACUCGUUCGCGUUUGACAAGCCGUUGCAUACUGCGGGAGUUGUAUUGCUGCUUACAGGUCUUGUAAUUGUCGCAUGUGAAGCCUGGUCGCGACAGACGUCGCAACCGCGGCUGCCUACGCGAUAUGUCGCGAUACCACUUAGCGAUGGUCACAGCAGACCUCAUAGAGAAGAGAUAUGGAACGAGGCAGGGCAACCGGCACAGAAGAGAGCGUGGGGUGUGAGGACUGUUGGAGCGCUGCUGGCUAUACUCUUGUUUGCCAUCUGUGGUCGCAUCGGCGUUUUUUACUACGUUGUGAAGAACGUGGAGUGCAGUGGGCCCUCACAUGUCGCCUUCCUACCACUCGUCCUAGCCCUUUACCACAGCAUCCGCCAUUCUAGCCAACGCUAUGGCUCCGUCUGGACUGCUAACACUCGCCCAUUGACGUACUGUGAACUCAUGGUUGAUUUUGUCUACAAUAACUCGACUCGUUACAUUCUGCCCUCUGUUUUAUUAUCCAUCAGCAGCUUCCUCGUCAUCGUCAAGUCAACAUCUUUGCGUUCUACGUAUAUCUGUCCAAUCGCGGAGGAUCUGACAACGGCCAUCUCUUUCCUACAGUUCCUUGGCUUCGUUUUGGACUCGAUCAUUGUCCCAUUGUUGUACCGCUUGGUAGACGAUGAUAUUUCUCCAGCGGACGACUGGACCAUUCGGUUCCAAGAUGGCACGUCCAACAACAUGCUUGCUGGCUUUACGUUUACCGCCUCCGCUCUCGUUCUCUUGGUAGCCGGUCUCACGGUGUACGUGGUGAUGCCAGAACAUCGGCAGCUGAUGUUUGCUUUUCCUUCUGAAUACCUCCAUGGUCUCUUGCGUUUGUCAUUGAUGAUACCCUUUAUUACGUUGUGUUUCUUAAAAUCAGCACGACUGUAUGGCGUUAUGAGCUCGGUGCUCAUCGUUGCGUUUUCCUCUGCAUUUAUCGGAGUUUUACGAUCCCUUGGUACGGAUGUGUCCCAUUCCUUCCCGCCAAAAUCUACCAUUAGCCUUGUCCCGUGCCUGGCCCUACUCAUCAUUACUCUGGUUUUGUAUCUGAUUGUUCACGCCAAUAUCGAGACUCGGGCUCGAUCUACAAUUUCAGCUCGUUUUGGCAGAAAUCAAACGGUGGCCUUCGUACUCAUUCUCAUCGGCUUCUCGGUAAGCGUAAUUGUCUACCACCAUCAGAAACCUCUGUUAGAACACCCCAUCACGACCUUGAUUGAGCUUGCGAACGUGCAGCAUGAUCAGUGGGCAUCACAAGCACACCGAAGCAAGUCACUCGCCGAGGCAGUGGUACACUAUCGACAGCGUUACACACGAGAUCCCCCGCCAGGUUUCGACAAGUGGUAUGAGUUUGCAGUUUUGCGAAGUUCUAUUGUGAUAGACGACUAUGACAACGUCGAAGAAGACCUCGCCCCAUUUUCAUCUUUCAAUCCAGAUGAUCUGCGCCUGCGUACAGCGACUGUGUUAGCUACUCAUGAGGGAACUGGAGGAAUCCGUAUCCGGGCAGGGGUGGCGGAGGCUUUCGUCAAUGCGUCUGAGCCUCGUUGGUUGCCAAUUGAUGGAGCACUCAAGAUGAUCCGGCAAUUCGCCGUGUUUCUUCCCGAUAUGGACCUCGCCUUGAACCUCAACGAUGGAUGUCGUGUUGCAAUUCCACAUGAUCGGCUGCGGGAUGCUUUGGACAAUCCGCAGCCUUAUCCAGCUUCUGAUCCGUCACGGGCCAGCAAAGACUUUAGUAAAGAUCGCGCAAGCAAAUGGCCAAACGUAGACAAGAUUCAUGUGGAUCCACAGUUCUUCGAGGAUGCACGCCACAAACCCUCGUAUCAAACAUAUGGUUCAAUCGCUUGCCCUCCUAAUUCCCGCGCGCGAAAGGAACGGCACUGGGAUACCCAAUCGCUUUGUCCGACAUGUGCACUGCCUCAUUCUAUGGGUGCCUUUGUAUCUAACUGGACACUUUCUGGCGAUCCUUGUCACCAGCCCGAUAUUGCGAACCUGCAUAGCCUCCAUCUCAGCCCUUCCGCCCUCAUGGGUACGCAUGACAUUGUUCCGGUUUUUAGUCACAGUCGUGCACCAGGAUACGCCGAUAUACGUUACCCAUCUCCUUGGACCUAUAUGGAGAAGACAAAAUAUGAGUUUGACGAGAAAUUCCCAGACUCCAAUUUCCACGACAAGGAAGAUGUGCUCUUUUGGCGAGGCGCUAUCUCGGAAGGUGUAAGCAUAUCCGGAUCGUGGAAGGGUAUGCUCCGACAACGCCUUGUGCAUCUUCUGAACAACAAUACAUCCCGACAGCCGGUUUUAUUGCCAAAGGGUGACCAUAGCGGGCAACUGGAAUAUAUGCUUGAACACACAGACAAUAUCAAAAAAUCCCUGGGCACCAAGACUGACGUGCGGUUCGUCGAGAAUAUUACUCACUGUGCUGGUCAGAUCUGCAAGAACCAAGCUCGAGAGUUUGGACUCGUUGAUAGAAUCGAUUUCAAGCAGCAUUGGCGCUAUCGCUACCUUUUCGAUAUGGACGGCCCAAGUUCCUCUACCUCAACCAUUCCGUUCCUGCAGUCCAACUCUGUGGUCUUCAAAACCGCUGGUGUUUUCCGAGAAUGGUUCGACGGCCGCCUGACCGCUUGGCACCACUUCGUACCCGUUGACAUCCGACUCCACGACAUCUUCUCCAUACUAGCUUAUUUCGGUGGCUGGGGUGUCGAAGCGAGAACGAAACGCAUGACGGAGGGAAGGACGAAGGAAGCACAGAGCAUUGCGAGGCAGGGGAGGGUAUGGGCAGACAAAGUGCUGAGGAAAGAGGAUGCGGAGGUCUAUAUGUUCAGGCUCUUGCUCGAGUGGGGCAGGCUGACGGAUGAUGCGAGGGUCGAUGUUGGAUUCAGGAUGGGCAGGAGGAAUGGGAAAGAUCGCGGAAAGGCAGAGAGAGCGGAACUAUGACGCCGUAGGAUAUAUAUGGGGCAUGAACACGACCAUAUUUUGCGAUAAUGCAAGUCAUACGUAACGAUACUGAGCAAUUGAAGUGCU
Dothidotthia symphoricarpi CBS 119687 is the source of this 3227-nucleotide messenger RNA. RefSeq names its product glycosyltransferase family 90 protein. The coding region runs from base 123 to 3140 and encodes 1005 amino acids. The record is from RefSeq and is a predicted model, not a curated record. NCBI's taxonomy places the organism in Eukaryota, Fungi, Ascomycota, Dothideomycetes, Pleosporales, Dothidotthiaceae. The transcript has 5 exons.